CGAACGAAUAAACCAACCAGUUUGAUGGGAAACGUGGAGUCGGAAGGUGUUGUUACACGGCUCCGUAAAAUAACGUUUACAUUCUACAUUGUUUAUAAACAAAAUUCGUCACUAAUCUCUUUUGAAUCUUCUGUUCGUGAAUAAAAUUAAAAACUUUCUAGUAUUACCGCUUUAAUUAGUGUGUCAGCUCAGAUUUUCAAUUGGAUGUUUUAUUCCUGUGUGUAAUGUUGUGUCGGCGAGAACUCAACAUCGGCGAUUUUGUUGGACAGUGGUUGAAAAUGUGAUACAAAUGUCGUGGUAAAGACUUGAAUCUGAUCUGGUUAUAAUCCGAAAAGAUUUCAAGGCAAAACCAUGAAGAGGGUCUUAGCACUAUUGUUUUUGCCAUUCUGCCUAGCCCAUUUGAAUGUUUACCUGAGCAGUGAAGAAGUAUGGAGAUUACUUGGUCUAACAGCAGAACUAUACUACGUGAGAGAUGGACAGAUUAAUUACUAUGCCUUGAAUUUCAUUGUGCCUGUGCCAGCAACAAUAGAAGAAUUGCAUUUUACGUGGCAGAGUCUCACUAGAAGACCGUUACCAUAUACGCUGCAUGUCGACGUGAUAUCUCAUCCAGAGGCCAUGCAUGCACCAUCUCCAAAUAUCUCUAGAGAAGGGUUAGUCCCCACGGAGCCGCAGACAUGGCGAGUGGACCUACCGUGCACACACAUGGUGGCCGCCGAAGUAGACGUUACAAUUUCCCUCAACGUUUCCACUGGCUCUUCCUCGAGCGUUUUGCAUUUCCGACGGAAAAAGAUCUGUUUGAAAGAUGCAAGAAGACCCGCUGUGAGAGUCGAUAGUGUGCCUCAUGCGCCGACGUCAGCAGAUAUAUUUUACGCGGGAGCUGGUUGUGCUGGCGGCGUGCUUCUUAUAGCAGCAGUGGCCGCAGCGGCCUGCAGAGCUCGGGCGAGGAAACUCCGUCGCGCUCGCAGCGACGAACAAGAUGCCCACGCGUUCUUACCAGAUUCAUCGUGCAAGUCCGCUGCCAGUUAUACCAGCUACCGCCGCCCUACGUCCAUCCCAGUCGCCGCUGCAGAGGAGCGAGCUAGAGAUCUACAGCAAAGAAUUGCCGAGUUGACGAUACAGAGGUGCCGCGUCAGACUGCGGUCCGUGGCUAUGGAGGGAACGUUCGGACGGGUUUAUAGAGGAUCUUACGCAGACGAGGAUGGACGAGAGCAAGAAGUGCUUGUAAAGACUGUUGCUGAGCAUGCCUCACAAGUGCAGGUGUCAUUACUGCUUCAAGAAGGUUGCAUGCUCUACGGGUUGCAUCACGAGCGAGUGUUUUCGGUACUUGGGGUCAGCAUAGAGGACCAAACUGCUCCCUUCUUGUUGUACCCUUGGAACGCUAGCUGGAGGAAUCUCAAACAGUUCCUGUUGGCUUGCCGAGGUGUGACCGUGGGCGGGGCAGCCGGAGGAGCUCCGCCCCCGCCAUUGACGACACAACACGUGGUCAGAAUGGCCCUCCACGCUUUAGAUGGCCUGGCGUACCUUCACUCGCAGCACGUUCUACAUAAAGACAUUGCAGCGAGGAAUUGCAUAGUGGACGAAAACUUACGAGUGAUGAUCGCAGACAAUGCACUAUCAAGAGACCUGUUCCCUGCCGAUUACCACUGCUUAGGGGACAAUGAGAACCGGCCGAUCAAGUGGCUGGCCUUAGAAUCCCUUACUAAAAGGCAGUUCAGCCCGGCGGCAGAUGUUUGGGCUCUAGGAGUGUUGCUGUGGGAGCUGACGACUCUUGCGCAUCAGCCUUACGCAGAGGUCGACCCGUUUGAGGUCGCCGCAUAUUUGCGGGACGGGUACAGAUUGCAGCAGCCCGCAAAUUGCCCUGAUGAGCUAUUUGCUGUGAUGGCGUACUGUUGGGCGAUGUCGCCCGACGACCGGCCGACGCUCCCCCAACUUCAAAUCUUCCUAAGGGACUUCCACACACAACUAACGAGAUUCGUCUAAGCCAUUCCCAAGGAACCGUAAAAGACAAUCCAAAGACGACAAUAAAUUUAAAGUGAACAUCUGAAUGAGGCCUUAUCGUGAACGAAAGUGUAGUGAAGUGACGUUCGCCGAUUUCGUAGUGUUGUUCUUGAAGAGACUGAUUUUUAUAAAUGUUUAUCUAUGUGUAAAUUAUAGAGAUUUAUUUUGACUUCGGCACGUAUUUUUCCCUUUUGAUUUAUCCCAUUUCACAAUGAAAAUGUUUUGAGUUUUUUUUUAAUAAUUCAGCCAUUAAUGACGUAGUGGCGUAUGAGUAGGUCGUUGCAGGGUUAUGUUUUCCUUGUACAAGGUUUAACCUGGACAUUUAAAUUUUUUGUUUUUUUUUUUUGCUUUCUUUAACAUCAGUAUGAGGUUUGUUUAACCAUUUUCAAACACAUACCUAUUAUGUGCGUUUGUUUCGUUAUGAAGUCACGAACAGAAAUAUUAUGAUCGAAGGAAAUAAAGCAGGGCAUUAUUUGUAAAGAUUAUAGGAUUUAAUCAACAAAUUGAUUGCUUCUUGUUAACUUUUAUUACCUUUUUGAAACAAUGAGGGUUACAUCAAGACUACAUAACAUAUUGUAUACAAAGGAAUGUAUUAUUAUAUUUUUAAAAAGUAUCUAAUACAUAAUAAGAGUACCUAAUGGAAGUAAAAUGAAACAAAGAAAUAUAGGUCCUUUGGUAUAAAUCAUCUUACUGAAGCACUGUACUUUGUUUAUAAAUUAUUCUUUAUUCUUGGUUGUUUAUCUUUAUAAGAAUUUGUAAUAAAAUAUAGCAUCGUUAAGUAAGUAUCUCGUAACACAAGCCCAGAACUUACAUUUGAGGCUAAUUUAAUCUGUGUAAUUUGUCCCGUAUUUAUUUAUUUAUAAAUACAUACUUACAAUAACAUUCAUAUGUUUUUUUAACGUUAUAAGAAGUGUAAAGUGCGUGCCAGAAGUAUAUCUGUAACUUUUUUUAAACCUCCAUACUGCCAUAUUAGAAAUAAGUUGUAAAUAAUAGUGAUGUAUCAUACGUAUUGAAUGUGCCUCAGAUUUUAUGAAAGAUUUAGAUGUUUAUUAUACGUGUUUAAUUGGAAAUUAAUCUGUAAGACUGUUAUAAUAUCAAUUUAUUAAUAACAUAUAACAACAUUAUGUAUGUUUAUUUUUUUUUAUUGACAAAGUCUGGUGUAGUUUUUUGCUUACCCAUCGACUUAUCUUCCCUUAGAACCGAUUGAUGACCAAUUACUGCCUGCGAGACGACAUGAUACUUUAUUCUUUUUCCCUUUUUUUCAUAAAUUAUUUCAUACAGUUGGAUAAAUUGUAAAAAAUAUAAUUUCUUAGCUCAUUUGAGAUGUUAUGUUGCCUCCGCAUAGUUUUUGUUAUGUGGUGUAGGUCUAUUUUUAAUUAUUUAAAAGGACUUCAUAAUUUACUACUUUUUACCUACUUAAAGUCAUGUUCAUGAAAAAUUAUCAUCAUGCAUCAGCUUUAGAAAAUUAAUAUCUCGUAAUAAAUAAUAUAUUUAAAACAAUCCAUUUACAAUUUUUUAAUACUAUAUACUAUUAGAUAAUUCUAAAUAUUCUUAUCAUCAAUAAAUUUUUAGUACUUUCACCUUCAUUAGGAACUCUUCUAUGAAUGAUUGGUUCCUAAUGAAGGUGAAAGUACUUUUUUCAUUUUAUUAAUUUAAUUAAAUAUUUGUUGGUUGAUUGUUUUAGAUAUAUGUAUGACCCAUAACUAUCGAUUGAUGUGAUUUAUUGAACAAUUAUAUUAAAAAAUGACUAAGCAUGAUUUUUAAUUAAUUUUCUUUCAUCAUACAGUGAUUAUGUAACAACAAGAGUGAUCUCGAUUUUUUAAAUAUGUUUGUAUUGUAUAAAAUAAAGAUGGUGAGGCGAUUAAGUAACUUGUAAAUAUUGUAAAUAAGACGGAAAUGUGAAUAUACGAGUGAUAAUAUUGA
This is a messenger RNA of Amyelois transitella, 3921 nucleotides long. RefSeq names its product tyrosine-protein kinase Drl (gene dnt). The transcript has 6 exons. Gene Ontology annotation, cellular component: signaling receptor complex. Lineage: Eukaryota; Metazoa; Arthropoda; Insecta; Lepidoptera; Pyralidae. Gene Ontology annotation, biological process: axonogenesis; cell surface receptor protein tyrosine kinase signaling pathway; positive regulation of kinase activity. The record is from RefSeq and is a predicted model, not a curated record. The coding region runs from base 352 to 1980 and encodes 542 amino acids. Gene Ontology annotation, molecular function: ATP binding; protein kinase activity.